Molecule: messenger RNA, 1615 nt
Organism: Dendronephthya gigantea
Lineage: Eukaryota; Metazoa; Cnidaria; Anthozoa; Malacalcyonacea; Nephtheidae
Product: cleavage stimulation factor subunit 2-like
Exons: 8
Coding region: 33-1403 (456 amino acids)
Biological process (GO): mRNA 3'-end processing
Cellular component (GO): mRNA cleavage and polyadenylation specificity factor complex
Molecular function (GO): mRNA binding
Source: RefSeq, a predicted model, not a curated record
AGAAAUGAAGUGAGCAAAGCUCGUGUUGCAAGAUGGCGGUUCCACCAGAGCGUUCUUUACGAUCUGUUUUCGUUGGAAAUAUUCCUUAUGAAGCUUCAGAAGAGCAACUGAAAGAAAUAUUUUCUGAUGUGGGGCCAGUUGUUAGUUUCAGGUUGGUGUUUGAUCGAGACACAGGUAAACCAAAAGGUUAUGGUUUUUGUGAGUACAAGGACCAGGAGACCGCAGUCAGCGCAAUGAGGAAUCUGAAUAAUUAUGAACUCAAUGGCCGCACUUUGCGUGUGGACAGUGCUGCAAGCGAGAAAAAUAAAGAAGAAGAGAUGAUAGCAGCUGCUCCUCCGGAGACCAACCCUUUUGGACCUGCAGUUCCUCCCAGUGAAGCUCCUUCAGCUAUCACACAGGCUGUUGCAAGUCUACCUCCUGAGCAAAUGUUUGAACUGAUGAAGCAAAUGAAGCUUUGUAUUCAAAAUAAUCCGGAGGAAGCCAGACAGAUGUUGCUCCAAAAUCCUCAGCUGUCGUAUGCUUUACUUCAAGCUCAGGUUGUUAUGAAGAUUGUCAAUCCUGAAAUUGCACAGGCCAUCUUGUAUCGUCAGGCAGAACCUCCACAACCAUUGCAACCUGAGCAACCAGGGGGGCACCUUCCUCCUGGUCACAUCCCACCUCAUCCAGAUAUUCAAAGAGGUCCACCUCCUGAUAUGCGAGGACCCCCAGACAUAAGAGGUCAGUCUGACAGAAGACCUCCAUCUGAUAUGCGUGGUGAUGUGAGAGGUCCACCUUUGGAUAGAAGAGAUGGAAGGGGCCCCCCAGAUGACAGAGGUCCCCCACCAGAUAGACGUGGACCACGGGAUAUGAGAGGAUUUGAUAGACCAUCAGAUGCUGGGGAUCCGAGGCGGAAUCCUGACUUUAGAGGGCCUGCUGACUUUAGGUCCCAAGAUCGUGGAGGCCCGGAUUAUCGUGAUCCUCGUGGCUUUGAUCGGGGUCGCUCUGACGACCGUCGAGGACCACCGGAGACACGUUCUGGUCCCUCAGAUACACGUUCUGGUCCUCCUGACCCACGCUCUGGUCCUCGUUCUGGACCUCCAGACCCCCGGAAUACACGUGGACCUGAUCCAGGCGGCAGACGUGAUCGUCCUGAGGAAAGAUUUAGUGGUCCACCACCCCCUUGGAACAAGGCAGGACCACCCCCAGCCCCUCCUACGAGUGUCCCCACGUCUGUACCAUCCGCACCCACCGCCCAAUCCAGUAUAAACCCAGCAACAGGUGACGUCACUUCUCAGGAUCAGGAAAAGGCUGCUCUGAUCAUGCAAGUCUUAAGCCUGACAGAUCAACAGAUUGCGUUACUUCCUGAGGAUCAACGACAGAGCAUUAUGGUACUGAAGGAACAGAUUGCUCGGAGUUCACAGUAAAGCAAUAUCUUCAAUUUUUUUUCAUAAUUUUUCUGUGUAAAACAUUGUUUUUGCUUUUAGUAAAUGCCUGUUAAUAGCAUCGUGUGUUUAGUUUUCAGAAGAUUUAGGUUUCUUUUACAAAACGUCUUCAAAAAAAAGACGUAAUAUACACCAAAGUCAUAAUCUGUUAAGGUCUGUUCACACGAUCCAAUUUUGUUGGAUCCAAUUCACUU